CGAUCAUUGACCCCAGUAAAAGCUGCGUGAUCCUCUGCUUUUCUUUCAUUACUUCCACUGGGUCCGCUUUCUUAACAACCAGUUCGACCUUCCUCGUCGUUCUGCACGUCUAGCACCCACUCUGAACAGCCAUGUCGGCCUACGAUCACUCCAGAGUGCAGCAAUUCAUCGGCGGCAACUCGUUGGACGCGGCUCCAUUGAGUAACAUGCUUGAUUUUGUCAAAGCGCACGGAGGUCAUACUGUGAUCACCAAAGUCCUCAUCGCGAACAACGGUAUUGCUGCCGUCAAAGAGAUUCGUUCCAUACGUCAAUGGAGCUACGAGACGUUCGGACGAGAACGUGAGGUUGAGUUCACCGUUAUGGCGACUCCAGAAGACUUGAAAGUCAACGCCGAGUACAUUCGUAUGGCUGACAGGUAUGUCGAGGUCCCGGGAGGUUCCAACAACAACAACUACGCCAAUGUCGAUCUCAUUGUCGAUAUCGCUGAACGUGCAGGCGUGCAUGCCGUCUGGGCUGGAUGGGGUCAUGCCUCCGAGAACCCACGUCUGCCGGAGAGUUUGGCGGCCAGCAAACACAAGAUUGUGUUCAUUGGUCCCCCGGGAACUGCGAUGAGGAGCUUGGGAGACAAGAUAUCGAGUACCAUCGUCGCUCAACAUGCUCAGGUUCCUACCAUGCCUUGGUCAGGCACUGGCAUCUCCGACACUAUCCUUUCGAAGGAGGGUUAUGUCACCGUUCCUGACAAAGCAUAUAUGGACGCUUGUGUCACUUCGGUUGAGGAAGGCUUGAAGAGGUCGAAGGAGAUAGGGUACCCUAUCAUGAUCAAGGCCAGUGAAGGUGGAGGCGGAAAGGGUAUACGAAAGGUGGAUAGUCCAGAAGGAUUCAAGAACGCAUUUCACGCUGUUGCUGGUGAAAUUCCUGGGUCUCCAAUAUUCAUCAUGAAGCUCGCCGGACAGGCACGCCACUUGGAAGUUCAGCUUCUUGCUGAUCAAUACGGAAAUGCCAUCUCCCUCUUUGGACGUGAUUGUUCCGUCCAACGACGUCACCAGAAAAUCAUUGAAGAGGCGCCCGUGACGAUCGCACCAGAGGCUACUUUCGAACAGAUGGAGAGGGCUGCUGUUCGUCUGGCUAAGUUAGUGGGAUAUGUCAGUGCAGGGACUGUCGAAUACCUGUAUAGUCAUGCAGAAGACUAUUUCUAUUUCCUUGAACUGAACCCACGUCUCCAAGUCGAGCAUCCGACUACCGAGAUGGUGUCAGGUGUCAAUUUACCUGCCGCACAACUCCAAGUUGCCAUGGGUAUUCCUCUUCAUCGUAUCCGUCAUAUCCGCCAACUCUACGGUGUCGCACCAAACGCCUCUUCCGAGAUCGACUUUGACAUGAUCAAGCCUGACGCCAACCAGCUUCAGCGCAAGCCCCGCCCCAAAGGGCACGUCGUUGCCGUUCGUAUCACUGCUGAGAAUCCUGAUGCUGGGUUCAAACCAUCCUCCGGUUCUCUGCAAGAACUGAACUUCCGUUCUAGCACGAACGUUUGGGGUUACUUUUCUGUUAGUACUGCCGGUGGAUUGCACGAGUUUGCGGACUCGCAGUUCGGUCACAUCUUUGCUUAUGGCGAGGACCGAAGCGAGAGUAGAAAGAACAUGAUCAUUGCUUUGAAGGAGAUCAGCAUCCGUGGAGAGUUCCGGACGACUGUCGAGUAUCUGAUCAAGCUGUUGGAAUUAGAGGCGUUCAAGAAUAACACCAUUACCACUGGAUGGCUCGACUCCCUAAUCAGCAACAGGCUUACUGCAGAGCGGCCCGACGCCACCUUGGCUGUUAUUUCCGGUGCUGUUACCAAAGCAUACCUGGCCUCUGAGGCGUGCUGGACCGAGUACAAGCGCAUUCUGGACAAAGGCCAAGUUCCUUCUCGAGAUACCUUGAAGACGAUUUUCAGCAUUGACUUCAUCUAUGAGAACGUCCGAUACUCGUUCACUGCUGCUCGUUCUUCUAUGACCGUAUGGACUCUCUACCUCAAUGGUGGACGGACUAUGGUCGGCGCACGCCCUCUGGCCGAUGGUGGAUUGCUCGUUUUGUUGGACGGAAAGAGUCACUCUGUGUACUGGCAGGAGGAAGUUGGUGCGUUGCGGUUGAUGGUUGACGCCAAGACCUGCUUGAUCGAGCAAGAAAAUGAUCCUACCCAACUAAGGAGUCCAAGUCCCGGAAAGCUCAUCCGGUACUUUGUCGACAGUGGUGAUCAUAUCAAUGCUGGUGAACCGUAUGCUGAGAUUGAGGUUAUGAAAAUGUACAUGCCGCUUGUCGCCUCAGAAGAUGGUAUCGUUCAGUUCAUCAAGCAGCCUGGUGUCAGCCUCGAACCUGGAGAUCUUGUUGGAAUCCUCACCCUCGAUGACCCUGCCCGUGUCAAGCACGCUAAGCCUUUUGAGGGCCUUCUUCCCUCGAUGGGCACGCCUGGUGUCGUCGGCAACAAGCCUCACCAACGCUUGGUCUAUUGUUUGACUCUUCUCAAUGACAUCCUGGAUGGCUUCGACAACCAGGCAACCAUGGCAUCCACCGUCAGAGAUUUGAUUGAAGUUCUCCAUGACCAAGACCUGCCCUACUCCGAAGUUCGUGCCAUCCUGUCGGCUCUUUCGGGUCGUAUGCCAUCCAAGUUAGAGGACAGCAUACGUGCGGCUCUUGAUUCGGCUAAGGCUAAGGGAGAUAACCAAGAAUUCCCCGCCCUUAGAAUCAAGAAACUUCUCGAACACUAUAUUCUGGAUCAUGUUCUUCCUCAGGACAGGACAAUGUUCCGUGCUCAACUUGGCGAUCUCUUUGACGUCAUUGAUCGAUUUAUCAGCGGCUUGAAGGGACACGAGACCGAGACGAUCACGAACCUUUUGGCGCGUUACGAGGCCACUGAGAAGCUCUUUGGUGGAAGCAUAGAAGCUCGUGUUUUAGCUCUCCGUGAUCAAUACAAGGACGAUUCAGACAAGGUCGUCGCCCUUGUUCUGAGCCAUAUCAAGGUCCAGAGCAAGGCAAAGCUUGUCAUGGCUCUCCUUGAUCAUGUCAAGACUGGCGGCCUCGCUGUAUCGGACCCAGAAAGCCGACUCUACCAGGUUCUGCAAGGCCUUGCUGCUCUCGAAGCGAAAUCCUCGACGUCUGUGUCUCUGAAGGCUCGUGAAGUAUUGAUCUUUGGCCAGAUGCCAUCAUACGAAGAACGCAUGACGCAAAUGGAGUCUGUCCUCAAGAAUUCGGUCACGAACCAGUACUAUGGCGAGCAAGGCCGGGGCCGAAGGACUCCUUCUGCUGAAGUGUUGAAGGAACUUAGUGACUCUCAAUUCACUGUAUAUGAUGUGCUUCCGACAUUCUUCAACCACCCAGACCCUAUGGUCACCCUUGCCGCGUUCGAGGUGUAUGUCCGUCGUGCAUAUCGAGCAUACAGUGUGCUUUCAAUUGACUAUGAAGAGGGUGAUACCCUAGAUGAUGGCGAGAUCCCAAGUGUUCUUACGUGGCGGUUCAAUAUUGGGCAAUCUCACUCUCCUCCGUCAACACCGCGUAUCGCUUUUGGCGAACCUCGUCGCUCUGGUUCAGUCAGCGACCUUACGUACUUGAUCUCCAAGAACCAGGCGCAGCCCAUCCGCACUGGUGCUAUCGCUUCCUUCCCCGACUUUGCUGCCCUUGUGCGCGGUUUCGGCAAAGUGGCUUCAAUGUUGCCACUGUUCGAUGCCGAGGAACACGAGCAACGUCAUGGAAGAGAUGGCCAGCCGCCUAACGUCAUCAACAUCGCUUUACGUCUAUUUAAUAAAGAGGACGAUAUGCCCGAGGAUGACUGGUUUGCCAAGAUCACUCCGUUUAUCAACGAACAGCGCGAAAUUCUGGAUCGUCGUGGCGUUCGCCGUGUCUCCAUUCUCCUUUGCCGACAAGGUCAAUACCCUGUUUAUGUUACCUUACGCGAGGUCGAUGGUGUGUGGGGUGAGGAGCAGGCUAUUCGUAACAUCGAACCUGCCCUCGCUUUCCAAAUAGAAUUGAGCCGUCUCAAGAACUAUAUCUUGAAACCUGUGUUCGUCGAGAGCAAGCAAGUUCACAUGUACCAUGCUGUUGCGAGGGAGAAUCAGCUGGACAACCGGUUCUUCAUCCGAGCGUUGGUCCGACCUGGUCGCCUCCGUGGUACCAUGAGCACGGCCGAGUACCUCAUCUCUGAGACCGACAGGCUCAUCACGUCUAUUUUGGACGGUCUCGAGUUUGUCUCUGCCCAGUAUCGCAAUGCCGACUGCAACAAUAUCUUCAUCAACUUCGUCUACACACUCGCUGUGACCUACGAGGAUGUUCUAGCUGCCAUCUCUGGUUUCAUUGAGCGCCAUGGCAAACGGUUGUGGCGUCUGCAUGUUACUGGUUCUGAAAUCAGGAUCGCUCUGGAGGAUGAUGAAGGGAACGUAACUCCCAUUCGUUGUAUCCUUGAAAAUGUGUCCGGCUUCAUCGUGAACUACAACGCCUACCAGGAGAUCACGACGGACAAGGGCACGACCAUUCUCAAGUCGAUUGGUGAGAAGGGCCCUCUUCACCUCCAACCCGUCCAUCAAGCAUACCCUACGAAGGAGUCUUUGCAGCCCAAGCGGUAUCAAGCCCAUUUGAUCGGCACCACUUACGUCUACGACUUCCCCGACCUCUUCUCGAAGGCAUUGCAAAACGUUUGGGUGAAGGCACGCAAGACUGAUUCGUCUCUUGUGCCGCCGAAGGUGUUCUUGGAGUCUAGGGAGCUUGUUCUUGAUGAACAUGACCAGAUUACCGAAGUAGACCGUGCUCCGGGAAAUAAUACUUUCGGAAUGGUUGCUUGGGUAUUUACUAUGAAGACUCCGGAGUAUCCCAACGGAAGAAGGGUGGUUGCAGUUGCCAAUGACAUCACCUUCAAAAUCGGUUCAUUUGGACCGCUUGAAGACCAAUUCUUCUACCUCGUCACCCAAUACGCCAGGGACCAUGGUAUUCCUCGCAUUUACCUAUCUGCCAACUCAGGUGCCCGACUUGGUGUUGCUGAUGAAGUCGUACCGCUGUUCUCUGCUGCAUGGAACGACGACGCGCAGCCGGAAAAGGGCGUAAACUACCUCUAUCUGACACACGAGAACUUCCUCAAAUUGCAAGAGAAGGGUCCUUCCGUUAAGACGGUCGAGAUCCACGAGAACGGAGAACGCCGCCACAAGAUCACCGACAUUAUUGGUCUGCAGGAUGGUUUGGGAGUGGAGUCGUUGAAAGGCUCUGGUCUCAUUGCUGGAGAGACGUCGCGCGCCUAUGAUGAUAUCUUCACAAUCACUUUGGUUACCGCCCGUUCUGUCGGUAUUGGUGCCUAUCUUGUUCGUCUCGGAGAGCGUGCUGUACAAGUAGAGGGUCAACCUAUUAUCCUGACUGGUGCCGGAGCACUUAAUAAAGUGCUUGGCCGAGAGGUUUACACCUCAAACUUGCAACUCGGUGGUACCCAGAUCAUGUUCAAGAACGGUGUUUCGCACCUUACGGCCAGUAGCGAUCUCCAAGGUGCUACUCAAAUCUUGGAGUGGAUGUCCUAUGUUCCGGAUGUCAAGGACGGUGCCAUUCCGGUUCGUGAAACCCCCGAUAGCUGGGACCGUGACAUCGGCUACACACCGCCGAAGGGACCAUACGAUCCUCGUUGGUUCAUCGAAGGAAAAGAGGAUGAGACUUCGUCGGAGUGGCUCAGUGGAUUCUUUGACAAAGGUUCCUUCCAGGAGACAUUGAGUGGUUGGGGACAAACAGUUGUCGUUGGUAGGGCACGUCUUGGCGGUAUUCCUAUGGGUGUGAUUGCCGUGGAGACUCGCACCAUCGAGCGCAUAGUCCCUGCUGAUCCCGCCAACCCGGCCUCGUUUGAGCAACACAUCAUGGAGGCCGGUCAAGUAUGGUACCCCAAUUCCGCCUACAAGACUGCCCAGGCAAUCUUUGACUUUAACCGAGAAGGUCUUCCUCUCAUCGUCUUUGCCAACUGGCGUGGUUUCUCUGGAGGUCAACAGGAUAUGUACGAUGAAGUCUUGAAGCAAGGCUCGAAGAUCGUCGACGGUCUCUCAAGCUACAAGCAACCCGUCUUCGUUUAUAUCGUUCCUAAUGGCGAACUUCGUGGUGGUGCUUGGGUCGUUCUUGAUCCUUCUAUCAACAAGGAGCAGAUGGAGAUGUACGCUGACAUUGACGCUCGUGCUGGUGUUCUGGAACCUGAGGGUAUCGUAGAGAUCAAGAUGCGUCGUGACAAGUUGCUUGGACUGAUGGAACGACUUGAUGAGACCUAUGCUUCUCUCAAGCGCGAUAGCAAGGACAGCGGCAAGACACCCGACGAGCGCGCUGCUGCCAGUGCUGCGUUGUCCAACCGUGAGCAGCUGCUGACACCAACGUAUAAGCAGAUUGCCACUCUGUUUGCUGAUCUCCACGACCGUACUGGUCGCAUGGAAGCCAAGGGCUGUGCAAAACCAGCCGUGUGGAAAGACGCACGUCGACACUUCUACUGGGCUGUGCGAGCGCGGGUUGCACGGUCUGCUGCUCUUCGCGAACUCGCCGAUGCCAGCCCUGGAGCUACGUACGAGUACCGUGCCAGGCUUCUCGAUACCCUUGCCUCGCUCGAGCCGACAACGCCUUACCGGCAGAUGGCUGAAAAUUUAGAAGAUUUGGACCUCGCACCCACGAUCGUUCAACUACGCGCUGACCAUCUGCUACGGCGUCUAUUGGAGCUUUCCAAGGAAGAUCGCAAAGCAACAAUGAACAGUAUCAUGCGUCUGGCAGACAAUAUGUCUGAAGACGAGAAGACAUCGUUGAUUGGCGUUCUACAAACCUCCUCUCGUUCACCAGGGCCUCCUUCGUACGCUCACUCGUAAAAUGUGUAACCUGCACUCGCCUCUUAGUUGUAAUUAUAUCAUUUGUUCUCUUUCACUCAAUACGUUUACCCUCAAUUGCUGUAUAACCACUUCGACAUACAUAGACAUACUUUAUUUUGCUCACGCAUUGCUUUACAUGAUCGGAUGUCCACCUCCAUAAGUCUAAUCGUACUUCUUCAUUGUGUAUCAGACAGCCGCGAAAGAAUCCAUAAGAAGUCAGAAACCCGUCGGGUUUUCUUUGUGUAGUGAGCUAAGUAUCACAAAC
Messenger RNA from Guyanagaster necrorhizus, 7092 nucleotides. RefSeq lists its product as uncharacterized. The record is from RefSeq and is a predicted model, not a curated record. The transcript has 12 exons. Gene Ontology annotation, biological process: fatty acid biosynthetic process. Gene Ontology annotation, molecular function: metal ion binding; acetyl-CoA carboxylase activity; ATP binding. Bases 132 to 6827 code for a protein of 2231 amino acids. Lineage: Eukaryota; Fungi; Basidiomycota; Agaricomycetes; Agaricales; Physalacriaceae. Gene Ontology annotation, cellular component: mitochondrion.